Coffea arabica (coffee) is the source of this 546-nucleotide messenger RNA. The record is from RefSeq and is a predicted model, not a curated record. NCBI's taxonomy places the organism in Eukaryota, Viridiplantae, Streptophyta, Magnoliopsida, Gentianales, Rubiaceae.
AUGGAUUCACUCAGUUAUAUUGAAAAAUCAAAGUUUUGGGCAAUGACGAUACCUGCAAAUGCUUCAUGGUGCUGGAAAAAGCUUCUUCAGCAUAGACCACCUGCUCAACUAUGGAUUAGUGUAUCUAUUGGAGCUGGUUGUGACACGUUUUUUUGGUAUGUUAAUUGGUACACUGAGGGUCCUCUCUACUUAAAGCAUCCUGAGUCUCUAUUUAAGAACUUGGAAAUUUAUCCAUACUCAAAAGUUGCUGACUCUGUGAAGAAUAGAAGCUGGAAUUGGUCAACAGGUAGAAGAUUUAAUGCUUUGGUGCAAGAGUUUCAGCAAAUCACACCAGUGAUUUUGCUGAACCAAUUACAUAGAUCAAAUCAUGUCAAAUGGGCAGCCCCUUCUUCUAGUGAAUUUUCUGUGAAAUCUGCCAUGAAGAAAGUUAAUGAUGACCAAGGACAGGCUGCUCAAAUGGGAUGUGUUUGGGAUAAGAUGCAAUACCUGUGCUUGAUGUAUAGAGGUCCCUUACCAUGCAGUUUAGGACCUGGAAUGAUGGUGUAA